This is a messenger RNA of Pseudocercospora fijiensis CIRAD86, 797 nucleotides long. RefSeq lists its product as uncharacterized. The coding region runs from base 442 to 759 and encodes 105 amino acids. The record is from RefSeq and is a predicted model, not a curated record. The transcript is spliced from 3 exons. Lineage: Eukaryota; Fungi; Ascomycota; Dothideomycetes; Mycosphaerellales; Mycosphaerellaceae.
GUAGAUUCUUCGCAGAAUGAGCUGGUAUGGAGGCAGAGGCAGAAAUACGCUUUUACUGGCAUCCAGGCCUUAUACACGGCCGACAGUCUGAUGACGCUCAAGCUUGAGGGCAGGAGUCGAACGAGAAAGUGGUCUACCACGGAGACAUGUGGAAUGAGAAAGAUUACUCUCAUGAGAGCCUCGGAGCUUUGAUCAAGAAGCUUAAUGGCCAUAAAUUGACAAAGAUCACCAGGCCUCCAGAGACCGUGGAAAUAUAGUUGGCCCUGCAACCACACCCACCACCCUGGACUUUCCCCGUCUAAUCGAGCGAGCACCCUCUAUUACCGCCCAGCCAGUUUACAUCAUGGCGAGGUAUUGUCCUCGUGCUGACCACAGCAAUCAACCCCGGAUCUGAACCUUGGUCAGAAAACUACUACUACAGCUUCCAUCAGCAUACUCACCAUGUGUGGCAAUCACACUUCUGUCGCAGCCUCAUUCAUCAUCAGACUCUUCGAGAUCUCCAAGGACGCUGUGGGCAGAAUUGAGAUACGCGAGUUCUUGUCCUUCAUACUUCCGGCGAAGCGCUUCAUCGGAAUGGAUUUGCCGGAUCGUUUCCUCAUCAACCCGCCCAUCGGCUUGUCGUUGGUGCAUGUCCCGCAAAGUUCUCCCUGUUGGCGACGACAUCCUUCGCAACGAACGACGCCUGACGGCCGGCCUGAUUAUGCGCACUUGGACCUGGACCACUUCUUGAGGGUAAUUCCGAUGCAUUGUGACAAAUAAGAGUAAGUCUUCGCUUCUUCUUGUGGCUACAUCACGCU